Messenger RNA from Stomoxys calcitrans (stable fly), 1516 nucleotides. RefSeq lists its product as uncharacterized. Bases 92 to 1327 code for a protein of 411 amino acids. Lineage: Eukaryota; Metazoa; Arthropoda; Insecta; Diptera; Muscidae. The record is from RefSeq and is a predicted model, not a curated record. The transcript has 5 exons.
AUCUCAGGGAAGGUUGUAUGGAAGUUUAAACACGCACACGCAGUGGAAUUGUUGAAUGAAAUAAAGUGAAAUAAUUGUUUUGACAGUCAAUAUGGCGUCAUCUGAUACCAGCAAUGUACCAAAGUGGCUUGAAGGGCAAUUAUUUGAGGAAAUAUUAAAAGAAAAUGUACCAAAAUAUAAAGAAAUCAAAGAAUUUAAAGCAUAUGCCGGUUUACCGGCCGGUGAAAACUAUUCCACCAUUAUAACGCGUGUGGAGAUUUGUGUGGAACUGCAGGACGGUUCGACAACAACCAAAUUCUUUAUUCUCAAGACUGCCCAUGAGUCUGAAUUGUAUAAAGAACUAAGCGAGGGUACCGACUGCUUUCAAUAUGAGCCUGUAGUAUAUGAUGAAAUUAUUCCAGCUUUUGAAAAACUCUAUGAAGAUGCUGGAAAAGAUGUACGCUUUGGAGCAAAGUAUUUCAAAUUAGCCACAAAGAAAGGCCAUCUACUGCUAGAGGAUUUGAGGCAGAGAAACUUUAAAAAUGGCAGUCGCUUGGAAGGUCUCGAUAUUAAACAUGCCAAACAGGUGCUAAAGAAAAUGGCCGAAUGGCAUGCUGCCUCAGCGGUGCAUAAAGAGAACAUAGGCAAAUAUGAUGAUGGUUAUAUCAUAGGAGCCUAUAAAGACGGAUUACGCAAAGCAAUAAGCAUAUUUUUUGAGGGCAUGACCAAGUAUAUGCUGAGGUGUUUGCAUUUGUAUGAAAACCCAGAAGAGUAUAGGGAAAAAAUUGAAAAGGUCUUGCUUUGUGUUAUCGAUGAACUCUGGAAGGCCUCUAUUGUGGAUGACAACGAUUUUAAUGUGUUAAAUCAUAGCGAUUGCUGGACCAAUAACAUUAUGUUCCAAUAUGAUGAAGACGCUCAACUUCUGGAUACCUAUUUUGUGGAUCAUGCAAUGCCAAAAUAUGGCUCACCUGCUCAAGAUUUGACUUAUUUUAUUUUAUCAUCCUUACAAGCAGAUAUUAAAAUCAAACAAUUUGAUCAUUUGAUACAAUAUUAUCAUGAGAAUUUAGUGGAAAAUUUGGAAUUAUUGAAGUAUCCCAAGGAGAAGCCUUCUUUGAAGGAUAUUCACUUAAUGUUACAUAAGUAUCGCAUAUGGGGUUUCACUACCACUGUGGGUGUUUUGGCUGUUGCUCUAAUGGAUUCUUCAGAAAUGUCCACUUUUGACAAUUUCUUGGGUGAAAGUGAAGAUGGUGAUAAAUUCAAAUUGAUGAUGUUCACAAACAAACGUUAUAUACAACACUUGAAUGUCAUACUACCUUGGUUGCUCAAUCGAGGUGGCUUGGACUUUUAAAAGCCCCAACGUUGAAUUGAAGUUUUCUAAAAUUAGGACUUACAUUUACGGUAUUACUAAAAAAUUUUAAUUUAUUAAAAACAAUAACUGGCCCGGUGUGCUUCGCUACACCCUUAAGUAGCUAUUUAAAAAUAAAUACUUCUUUAAAUGUUAUGAAGCUGAUGCCCAUAGAGAUGGGUCUUUCACCGA